AUGGGAAGCGUCGUGCUUCUCGUCUCACUGCCCUACGUCCUGGCUGCUCGGUGUGGCGUGGACAGCUGCACCGACGCCGUCCUCGAAACGCUCGCCCGAGAUCUGACCGCCAACUACAAGGGCUUCUCAUCGUGCGAGUCUCGCAUGAACUGGGUGAAGAGCAACACCGGUCGGACAGAGGUGGAGGCUUGCGAAAAGCCCUUGUGCGACUGGUCGACGCACGACUACAAGCUCGUGGGCACCGAGAUGUCGUGCGUGGCGCGCGACGCAACGCCGCUGCCUGCCCCUCCGCCGCCCUCGCGAGACAAUGGCACGUGCACGGCUGCCGACGGCUUUCUCCGCCUCGGCUGCGCGAGCCAGGUGGCAAGCAACACGACGACAGCCGAGCGUGCGGGCGGCACGCUGUACGUGCACGACACCGCCGGCGGGGUGUGGCGAUGGUCAGCGAUCAUCGAUCUCGGCGACGCCGCCGUCGCGUCCGGGUUCACGCCACGCCACAAGCCGCACAUGGUCUUGCCCUCGCCGAACCACAAGUACGUCGCGGUCAGCUACACGUCGGACCAGUUCGUCCACAUCCUUUCGGCCGAGGCGAAGCAGAUGGUAGCGUGCAUCGACGCGCGCUUGGUGCCGGGUCUCGAGGGCGGGUUGAUCCACACGGGCGCGUGGUACGGCGAUGACCACUUUGUGAUGGUGGACAUGACGGGGUCCCUUUACGGCGUGCAGGGCGGCGCGCUGCACAAGUUCUUCAUAAAUUUCACGAGAAUCGAGGAGAGGGGGUCGUGCCGAUGCACGAACAACGGUGCGGACGAUGGGUUGACCCAUGAGGCCUCGCUCGCCAUCGGUCCGAGCGCGGUGGGCCGCGGAACAGUCGGCACGAAGCCCAUCGCGAUCGGCACAAACCCCAUCGGCGCGUAUCGCAGCCUCUACUUUGUCACCGACGCGAAGGGGGCCGGCUCCAUCGUUGAUGUCACCGGCGACAUGGCCGUCGUGGCCGACCUUCCUCUGGAGGCGUUUGGCGCAUGCGAGGGCGGCGGGCUGUGGACGGAGCACCACCCGGAAGACGAGGAGGCACGCUCGUGGUACGAGUUCCUCGGCGCGUCUGGCGACAAGCAGUGCCUCUACCAGAUCAACCUAAAGGAGAAGCAAAUAACCAAGACCUAUAAUCUGCCCGCCGCCGCGAACGACGCGCACGGCAUCGCCUUCUGCAAGGCGAAUUCGACGGGAAAGUUCUUCCUCCUCAACACCAACCGCGUCUCGGCGACGCUCGACGUGCUCGACUACCAGACCGGAGAGUUGGUCGUGGACAGCUACAACCUCAACGACCGCUUCAUGUCCGGUGACGAGCGAAUGAAGAUGCUGAUGCCCGACACGAUCUACUACCGCGCCUACGACUCGGCGCUUUACAUGGCGGCUCGCGGCCCCUCGCCCGUAUCGGCCGUCAAGCCGGAGAAUUUUAAUCCCAACGCGACGGCCGGCCUCUUCAAGCUAUCGCUCACGGACUGCAUUGAUCCGGCGUAUGGCAACGACGCCUUCCUCCUCACUGAGGCCCGCCGUGUCCCCGUCGGCUCAUCGGAUGUCCACGGCGUGCGCGGCGUCGGGCCCACCGAGGUGUGGGCGAUAGACCAGGCCGCGACGGGCUCGGUGCAGACGUACGAGAUCUUCUCCAAGUGCGCCGCAUACAACGGUGGAGUUGGUGGCGACUCGGCAGAGAUGGGCUGA
Molecule: messenger RNA, 1719 nt
Organism: Emiliania huxleyi CCMP1516
Lineage: Eukaryota; Haptophyta; Isochrysidales; Noelaerhabdaceae
Exons: 4
Coding region: 1-1719 (572 amino acids)
Source: RefSeq, a predicted model, not a curated record